UCGCUUUCCGUUGGCCUAGUCUUUAAUAGCGUGGAUGGUCUGCCCCGCCAAAACUUUCCUAUCACAGCCGAGACACACGGAGAAUACGCAAUUACAGAAAAUUUUAGUUCCCACCUCCACCAAAUUGCGCAGAAACCAAAGGAAGAAUAAGGAAAAAGGAAAAUAUUGAUCCUUUCUCUCAUUAUUAAACCUGAUAUUUCAGGUUGGCCAAGGAGGUUCAGUUUAAAAGGCUAUGGUUCUGGAUAACAUCUUAUCAUCUCCUCAUCGGAGAUCACCAUCUUUCCGGAAACAAUUCCCGCGGGAUGAGUUGGGUAGUUGGUCAACACUCAUUCAAAGGCACCGUUUCCUCUUAACAGCUUUGGUUCUUUUGGCUUUCCUUUGCACCAUCUAUCUUUACUUUGCUAUUACUUUGGGCGCCACUGCCACUGGAUCAUGUUCUGGAUUGACAGGAAAACAGCAAGCAUUGUGUCGCAUAGAAUUGGCAAAGGCUUCGGUCAAGGGGAAAAUGAAGUUUUUCUAGCACAUAGACAUAGACAACAAACUAUUCUCAUUUUGAGGAGGCAAUGCUUGUGCUUGUUAUUGGUUACUGUAUACAUGAUAUGAUAUAUGUCAGAAUUUGUCUAGGAAAAGUUUGAUCACAUUGAAUCAUUAUCAUUAACGUGAAAAUCAUUUUGUAGUUGGUUUUGCCCCCCUAAUUUCAUCACCUGCUGGAGAUGUACAUCAAUAUUUUAAUUUGAAAUGUAAAGUCAUUUUUACUUUCUGUUC
Molecule: messenger RNA, 765 nt
Organism: Hevea brasiliensis (rubber tree)
Lineage: Eukaryota; Viridiplantae; Streptophyta; Magnoliopsida; Malpighiales; Euphorbiaceae
Exons: 2
Coding region: 233-520 (95 amino acids)
Source: RefSeq, a predicted model, not a curated record